CUUGUCUCUGUCUCUCAGCCAACUCAGUAUGCUUUCUGCCCUGGACUGCGAUAUUAGACCGGGACUCGGGUUAGGGAUGUUUGAACUAGGGUCUUCAUUGUGGAACAUCCUUGACUUACUGCGCCGGAUGCAGCAUCUGUUCCCCAGAGUGGAAGUCAAGUUCGACACCGACUCUUCCGCUACUACCCCAAUCAUCUUGCAUAUUCGACCUCAUCUCGAUCUGUUGUUCACCGGAACAUCUCAGCGCCUACAUACAAUCAUACUCAAGCUAGGCUUUCGUGAUCCUCCCGUCUCACUGCGCUACAAAGAACAUCUUCUGUCUUCCACCGAGGAAUCCCUUAAACGAGUGGCGGUUAGUCGGGUGUUUGGCCCCACGUAUCCCGCGGACGACAGAGCUGAUCUGCGGUAUCCUGGAGUAUGGUUUAGCUUUGAUGCAGAUGGAAUGAGCGAUGGCCUGAAGAGCGGCACAACUCAGACAGAAGAUCGUAUUAGGCUGCAGGAAGUGAAGAGGGUCAUCGUCACGCAGAAGGAGUCUGAUGGGGAUCAUCGCGAUGCUCUGGGUGAGGUCACUGAGUGUGCGUCCAUGAAUGGGGACAUAUCGAGAGCGAUUGUCAAGGUACAUGAGGGUGUUACUUUGUACUUCCAUCCUACCACAUCCUCGGAACCCAUUCGCAUUCGCCUGCAUGAAUCAACCGCUCAAGAUCUCAUGCUGGAUCUGGGCCCACCGAAUAAAGUUCAUGCAAAAGAGGACGAAAGGAUGACUAUACACGCCACUGCACAUCCUAGAACUGGCUCGGAAUCCUGUUAUUUCUAUAACUACUUCCAACACGGCUUGGACUUCCUGCUAUCAUCGACCCAUGUGGUCAUCAAGAUCAUCAUUCACUCGAAUAUUCCAGGCUCGCCUCUGUUCCAGCGAUAUAAGCGUUGCAAUUGGGAGAUUGAAGGGAGACCCGAAGACGACGAAGACGACACUCCUCCGCGAAGGGGAUUCUAUGACCGAUUUGAGACGAUCAGCCACUUUCUGUCGCCUCGUGAACCUCCGCCGUCGAUGCUUCUUGACCGCACAGACGAUGAAGACGCGCUGACACUCCCGAAUGCAACCACUCGAUUGCACGGCUACGAUGGCAUCGUGCUGGAAGUUUCUGAAUCAUCACAAGUCGUCACAGUUAUGCUAUUCUGAGCAGGGUGCAGUACAUUAGUCAAUAUCACCGUAUUUUUGUUACAGGUCUACUCCCCCAUUACCAUCAUCGCCUUCGGCCGAAGACUGAGGUUGUGGUGGUGGGACCAGAGGUUUUGUCGUCUUGGAUGUGUAGUGAUCCAAAGAAAUCCCUUUCAUUACUAACGCCAACUUGAGCAUCUCGACCCGCUCGGUCUGAGAACCACUGGUCAAAAGUAAGGAUGUUAAAGCGUGGAGCCCAGCUUGAACUCGCGGAUAAGAAGCCGAAAACUCACAUGGUCUCCUCGUUUUCUGUGAAUGCUUGCGAUUCGUCACUUGGUGUCGUGCUGUCGAUGUACUCCCGUAGAAUAUCUUGGGUUUCGCGCAAUCGCGCGAGCGAGAGCUCGAGUCUUCCUAUCUCUGCUGCAGGUCAAUCCAAGAAUUCCAUCGGGUCUGCACGUCGCAGACCAUUCGUGAUGGUUUCAGCAUCCAGUGCAAAGGCUUCCUCUAAAGUGAACGGCUGCGCGUAUUUGGUCGCCAUGAGUUGAGAAUAAGAGUUCACGAUGAUCUUUAUAGUGAUAGUAAUGACUCUCGGCUUACGGUCAUCCACGGGCCGGCCUAGCCGCUCCUGCCUCUUACCUCCUGUGCUUGUAAACCAAUUCGGAUGUCCUAGCGUCUUGGACGUUCCUAAGCUCAUACUUGUCUAUAUAUGCCAGUUAAAUGCACUCAGCUUAGUAAACUCCCCAAGACCGCGCGCAUUGCCUCCGUUGAU
Mycena citricolor is the source of this 1928-nucleotide messenger RNA. The record is from the annotation of a GenBank genome assembly. Lineage: Eukaryota; Fungi; Basidiomycota; Agaricomycetes; Agaricales; Mycenaceae.